UUUGGCAGGGCGCGCACCCUGGUGAGAGACGCAGGCCAGGAUGUGGAGGACUGCCUCGUCCAAGGCUUCAGGGCAGAGGGCAUCGUCUUCUUCCCAGCCUUCAAGUUUACAGACCUCCAGAGUACCAGAAGGAUCUGGUGGAACUUCAAGGACUGGGUGCAGGUCAGCCACAGGGACCAAUCCGUCCUGCAAAUGUCCGACGUGGCCUCCAAGACUCCAGGUCAUGUCUGAGAUUGAGCGGCGCUCCCUCUGCUUUUCCAAACACCUGGAGGUGUACAGAGAGCCCGGCAUGCCCUGGAUGGCAACAGCCUUGCAGAGGCUCUCAAAGGCGAUGAAGGGAGGUUUGCUCCUCAACACGCUGACCUUCGUCUCCUGUGUGGCCCUGGUCCAGAAUGGCGCCUACAUCGAUUUCACGCACCUGAAAGACCUUUGCCAACAAAUGAGCUUGGGGGGCGUGUCACAGGCCAGACUGCAGCAGCUGCUGAUCCAGGGGAAAUUCACCCUGGACAAAGUGAGGAAUCCGAGGAUUUGGAGCCUGCAUCCGACCGUCCCCUACAAGUUGCAGAAACAAGGGAUCGCCAUCCCAUCCCUGCGACCGCCGCCGCCCAGUGCGGAGAAGGAGUGUGUGCAUCCCCUGGAAGACGUCCAAGCUGUCGACGAUCAGGACGAGCUCAGGCCCCCCAUUGUGUCAGCAGCCAUGUGCUUGCCAGCCAACUCUGGGAAGAGGUGGGGCAUGGACGAGGAAUCCACCUUUUUAAAACAAUCACAGGUUACACACCAAGUGGCAUACAAGGAGUACGUGCAAGAUUGCAGAAAGAGAAAGUUGCCGUCGAGAUAAUUUGUUCCGUUCAAGCGCAAGAGACAGCGCUUAAUG
Gadus macrocephalus (Pacific cod) is the source of this 874-nucleotide messenger RNA. RefSeq lists its product as uncharacterized. NCBI's taxonomy places the organism in Eukaryota, Metazoa, Chordata, Actinopteri, Gadiformes, Gadidae. The transcript is spliced from 2 exons. The record is from RefSeq and is a predicted model, not a curated record. Bases 41 to 838 code for a protein of 265 amino acids.